AUGAAGCUCCUUUUUCCUAUCUUGGCCAGCCUCAUGCUACAGUACCAGGUGAACACAGAGUACUUUGGCUUGAGAAGAUGUCUAAUGGGUUUUGGGAGAUGCAAAGACUACUGUGCCGUGGGUGAAACGGAGAUACAGAAAUGCAAGAAGAGGAAAUGUUGCAUUGGACAGAAAGUGGUUCAAAUGAUAAAAAACUACAUGCAAAAUGAAAUGUCCCACACACUUGAAGGGAACUCCCAAGAACACCUACAAGUUACCAAGAAUUCUGAUGCUUCGAUCCAAACAAAAUACCAAAUUUUAUCUCUUCUCCCCAGAACCAAAAGCAUCAGCCCUUUUGCCAACGUCCACCCCCUCCUCAUCCCAAAUGCCACCACUGUAAACUCAGCCAUCACCAACCCUACAACCUCAUGCAAGAUCACAUACACUACAAUUUCUGCCAAGAACGACACCACAGAAAGCAGAGAUUUGGCCACUGACUCCUCACCACCAGCACCACCGCCACAGACACUCUCAACACCAGGACUGGAACCGGAGGAAGCAGAUGACCAGAGGAGUCUUUCCCUUAAAACACCAGGUUCCUCUCCAUCUUUGCUGGCUGUAAAAUGA
Herpailurus yagouaroundi (jaguarundi) is the source of this 606-nucleotide messenger RNA. RefSeq names its product defensin beta 129 (gene DEFB129). Lineage: Eukaryota; Metazoa; Chordata; Mammalia; Carnivora; Felidae. Bases 1 to 606 code for a protein of 201 amino acids. The transcript is spliced from 2 exons. The record is from RefSeq and is a predicted model, not a curated record.